Rangifer tarandus platyrhynchus (Svalbard reindeer) is the source of this 324-nucleotide messenger RNA. Lineage: Eukaryota; Metazoa; Chordata; Mammalia; Artiodactyla; Cervidae. The record is from the annotation of a GenBank genome assembly.
AUGGCAGGACAGGAUGUGGGGGCCCCACCCGAUCGCCUCUGGGUUCACCAAGAGGGUGUCUACCGCGACGAGUACCAGCGCACGUGGGUGGCCGUCCUGGAAGAGGAGACGAGCUUCCUAAGGGCCCGAGUUCAGCAAGUUCAGGUUCCUUUAGGUGAUGCAGCCAGGCCAAGCCACCUUCUCACCUCCCAGCUACCUCUCAUGUGGCAACUCUACCCUGAGGAGCGCUACAUGGACAACAACUCUCGCUUGUGGCAAAUCCAGCAUCAUUUAAUGGUCAGGGGCGUACAGGAGCUGUUGCUUAAGCUUUUGCCUGAUGAUUAA